Polyodon spathula (Mississippi paddlefish) is the source of this 4397-nucleotide messenger RNA. Its product is annotated as adseverin-like. The coding region runs from base 85 to 2268 and encodes 727 amino acids. Gene Ontology annotation, molecular function: actin filament binding; phosphatidylinositol-4,5-bisphosphate binding. Gene Ontology annotation, biological process: actin filament severing; actin polymerization or depolymerization; barbed-end actin filament capping. Gene Ontology annotation, cellular component: cytoplasm; actin cytoskeleton. The record is from RefSeq and is a predicted model, not a curated record. The transcript has 16 exons. NCBI's taxonomy places the organism in Eukaryota, Metazoa, Chordata, Actinopteri, Acipenseriformes, Polyodontidae.
AGCGCUGUGUAGCUCCGACAUUCAGCACUUAGGUUUACUGAGUUUACUCCUUAUCUUUAGAAGUAAACUAAAACUUAGAGAAAGAUGGUACUGUACCACAAAGAGUUUGAAAAGGCAGGCAAGGUACCUGGUCUUCAGAUCUGGAGAAUUGAGAACAUGGAACUUGUUCCAGUACCAGAUAGUUUACAGGGCAAUUUCUUUGUAGGGGAUGCCUAUCUUGUCCUGUAUACCAUGAAGCAGAAGGAGGCUUGUUUUUACAAUCUGCACUUCUGGCUAGGCAAAGAGUGCACCCAGGAUGAAAGCACCUCAGCAGCUAUCUUCACCGUGCAGAUGGAUGACUAUUUGGGGGGGAAACCCGUGCAAUACAGAGAACUGCAGGGAUAUGAGUCUACUGCAUUUACUGGCUAUUUCAAAGGAGGAAUUAAAUAUAAGGCUGGAGGUGUUGCAUCUGGAUUUCAGCAUGUCGUUACCAAUGACUUGUCGGCUAAAAGACUUCUUCACGUCAAAGGAAGGCGAGUGGUCAGAGCAACUGAAGUCCCCCUUAGCUGGUCCAGUUUCAACAAAGGGGAUUGCUUUAUCGUUGAUCUCGGAGCAGUUGUUUAUCAGUGGUGUGGCUCAAAGUGCAACAAGUUUGAGCGCCUGAAGGCCGCUCAGGUGGCAGCUGGUAUUCGAGAUAAUGAGAGAAAUGGAAGAGCUCAGCUGAUUGUAGUGGAAGAAGGACAUGAAUCCGAAGAAAUGAAAAAGGUAUUGGGUCGAAAACCAGUACUUCCAGAAGGGGAUGACAGUGAUGAUGAAGCGGCAGAUAUCUCCAAUAGGAAACUGGCAAAACUGUACAUGGUUUCUGAUGAAAGUGGAACAAUGCAGGUGACACUAGUAUCAGAAGAAAACCCCUUUAACCAAAGCCUGCUUCUUUCUGAAGAAUGCUUUAUCCUGGACAAUGGAACAAACAGGAAUAUAUUUGUAUGGAAAGGUAAAAACGCUAACCCUGAUGAGAGAAAGACCGCAAUGAAAACAGCCGAAGGAUUUCUUAAACAGAUGGGAUACCCCCCGAAUACUCAGAUCCAAGUUCUUCCAGAAGGUGGUGAGACUCCAAUCUUCAAACAGUUUUUCAAGGACUGGAAGGAGAAGGAUCAGAGUGAAGGCUUUGGCAAGGUUUUUGUCACAGAAAGGAUUGCAAAAAUCGAACAGGUGCAAUUUGAUGCCUCCAAACUGCACCAAUCCCGUCACAUGGCAGCACAAUACAAUAUGGUGGACAAUGGCACAGGAAAAACAGAGAUAUGGCGUGUUGAAAGCACUGGUAGGAACCCUGUUGACCCAAGUACAUAUGGGCAGUUCUAUGGAGGGGAUUGCUACAUCAUCCUGUAUACUUAUACAAAUGGCCAGAUCAUCUACACCUGGCAAGGUUCCAGUGCAACUAAAGAUGAACUCACUGCGUCAGCAUUCUUGACAGUUCAGCUUGAUCGGUCCCUUGGUGGCAAUGCAGUUCAGGUCAGAGUUUCACAAGGCAAGGAGCCACCGCAUUUGCUAAGUUUGUUCCAAGACAAACCUCUCAUUGUUUACAAAAAUGGAACAUCAAGAAAAGAAGGACAGGCCCCUGCACCCCCCACUCGCCUUUUUCAAGUGCGAAGAAACCUAGAAACCAUCACUCGAAUUUCAGAGGUUGACUUGGACGCUAAAUCUCUGAACUCAAAUGAUGCCUAUGCUCUAAAACUCAAAAACACUGGAUAUAUCUGGGUAGGCAAGGGGGCAAGUGGAGAGGAGGAAAAAGGAGCAAACUACUUGACUGAAGUAUUGCACUUCAAAGCAAACAGGAUUAUGGAAGGAGAAGAACCAGCUGGUUUUUGGGAUGCCCUGGGUGGAAAGAAAGAUUACCAAACUUCAGUUAUGCUAGAAAGCAAAACUAUGGAACAUCCCCCACGUCUAUAUGCCUGCUCCAAUAAGACUGGCAGAUUUAUUAUUGAAGAGAUACCCGGAGAAUUCACACAGGAUGAUUUAGUUGAAGAUGAUGUUAUGUUAUUGGAUGUUUGGGAUCAGGUCUUUAUUUGGAUUGGCAAAGAUGCAAAUGAAGUUGAGAAAACCGAAUCUGUUAAAUCGGCAAAGCGCUACAUACAGACCGAUCCAACCAGAAGGGACAAGGGAAUCCCAGUCAUCAUUGUGAAACAAGGACAUGAACCACCUACCUUUACCGGCUGGUUCCUGGCUUGGGACACUUCCAAAUGGGAUACCGACCCCGUCGCCAGAGCCAUGACUGCUCUAAGAGUGGCUUAGAAUACUCUUAGGUGGUAUUGCUGUCGUCUGUUGAAAUGAACACGUGGGGUGCGCUUUCUAGAAUUGAAUGUCUUCUUUCGGUAAAGUUACAAAUGCAUGAAUAUAAAUCAUGAAAUAGUAGAGUAAGAAAAUGUAUACAUCUGAAUUACAUGUUGAGUGACUCAUAUAUUACAGUAUAAUUGUAAGCUGUUCAGUUCAUUCGAGCCAGCAGUUUUGGUGUGCAGUAUUUCUCUUAGCUCUUAAAGUGCCAAUUGUGAUACAGAUUUCUGGUCUGAUACUGAAUGAAAUUAAUGUAAAAGAAACUUACAUUGUGUGAGUUUUACAAGGAUGUGAUUGUUCUGACCUUUGGACCACCUGAUUGUUACAGAGAUCAGACACAUUUGAAUUGUGCAUUUCACAGUAAAUCGUACUAUUUAUUAAAAUAAUGAUAAAAAAUAUGUAAUCAAUAAAAUAUAAAUGCAAAUUAAUAUUAAGAAAAGUGAAUUGCAUCUGUUUGUCUCAAACUAGGGAGUUUGAGGGUCUGAUUAUCAAUUCUAUAUUGAAAUCUACUGUAUGUGUCAGAACGUUUUUAGAUUUUAUUUUCCUUUGCAUUCUGCUUCCUGUUUUACCUUAACAGUCACACAAGUACUUUCAGAAGGCAGCUACACUGCAUGAAAAUUAGGUAAAUAAAGGCAACUGUAGUGUAUCCCACCUCCAACAGAUGGCACUGCAACCACACCUACAUUAAUCCAAUAGGCUGUUGACCUACUUGCUAAGAUAAUGCUCAGAAUGAGAGUUGCUACCCCUGGCAACUGUGCACUUAAUUAACCUGGGUUCUCUCUGGAACCUGUUUCUUUGGUUUCCCCUUAUGGUCAUAUGGCUGGAAGGCACUCAUAUUGUAUGUGCAAUAUUUCACUUCACUGAAAAACAGAAAUGUAGACAUCCUUUGACAGUGUUAAUAUUUGAGGACUAGUAUGACUGUGCUAAUGCUCUAUUUCAUCCAAAUUAUCGAUUGUAUAUCUUAGUUUCAUCAUUACUUAUUGUAUUGUGUUACUGUGUGAAUAAUGGAGUAUAUAGCAAAUUGACAGUUUUCCCUCAUGUAAACAAGAUGAAGAAUCUCUAGAGGUUAAGCUGGUAAAAAAAAAAAAAACACGGUGAAUGCCAGCAGGACAGUAUCUGCCUUACAGUAUACUUUUAUUGAUGCUGAAGCUGAAAACAAAUUUAUUUUUUUUCUUACAAAAAUCUUUGAAAUAUACUUGAAAUAUCUAAAUGUAAUUGUGCAGCAAUGUUAUCCUAGACACAUCUAUUCUGUACAUUUAGCUAUUGUACUGUAUACACAAAAUACGUUUCUCCUGGUAUAAUGUUGCUAUGGUUUCAGCAGUCCAGCUUAUGAUUUUAAAUGUAAACAAUAUGGGUUAUAGGUCACACUGAAUACAUUGAGUCUAGUGGCAUAGGUGUCAAAUUCCAUAAAUUAAGAAUACAAAUAAACUCUUUGACUAGAGCUUGUUAAUUUGUUGACAGGCUGUUACAGGAAGUAAAUCCUCAGCCUUUGACCUCUAACUUCAGUACCUGUCUGUUGUUCCAGAUCUGAAUCAGGCUUUUGAGAUCCCAAAUCAGUUGCCCUCAAACCUCUGAAGGUUGACAAUGUUAAUUAAUAAUAUUUAUUAUACUGUAGAUAUAAAACGCAUUGCAAUUUUUUAAAUGAUAAAGAAGCAGUAAACAUACACACCACAGUGUUCAGCAUGCUACAUUGUGCUAUAGUCUGGCUGGAGCAUUUCAACAUGAUUUUAACAAGCUGAUCAAUAAGGACAGGAGAGAUCAGACUCCUUGAACUCAAAAUUAAAGUGAGACCCCUAAGGUUCUGGCAAUUGAAUGUAUUUUGUGACAUAGUGCAAUCUAUUAGACAGUGGGUGGUACAAAUCAGCAUACAAACAACUACAUCAGGUUUGUUCCUCUGCGAUCGUGGGAAGCGCCCAUUUAGUAGUACGUUAUCAAUGAGUCUUUGGGACAGCAAUCAAUGCAGUGAGUAGAUGCAGUUAACUUCUAUAUGAUUAUACAGAAGCACGUAGUAAUUAUUCCACAGGUGAUGAUUGCAUAGCUCAUGUUUUAAUUUCAUCAUUUACUUCUGAGAUUUUUAAGGGUGAUCUCUA